Messenger RNA from Austrofundulus limnaeus, 3048 nucleotides. It is a transcript of the gene ikbke, whose product is annotated as inhibitor of nuclear factor kappa B kinase subunit epsilon. The record is from RefSeq and is a predicted model, not a curated record. Gene Ontology annotation, cellular component: cytoplasm. Lineage: Eukaryota; Metazoa; Chordata; Actinopteri; Cyprinodontiformes; Rivulidae. Gene Ontology annotation, biological process: peptidyl-serine phosphorylation. Gene Ontology annotation, molecular function: protein serine/threonine kinase activity; ATP binding.
UUUCCUUGCAGCAUGUCGGUGAUGACAGCCAGCACAACAAACUUUUUGUGGUCUUUACAAGACGUCCUGGGUCAAGGAGCCACUGCCAAUGUUUACAAGGCACGCAAUAAGAAAUCAGGCGAGGUGGUAGCCGUCAAAGUGUUCAAUACGCUGAGCUACAACCGCCCGCAUGACGUCCAAAUGAGAGAGUUUGAGAUGCUCCGGAAGCUCAGCCACAGCAAUAUCGUCAGGCUGUUUGCUGUUGAGGAGCUGCCAACUAAACAGAAGGUGUUGGUGAUGGAGUAUUGCUCAGGAGGGAGUCUGCUCAACCUGCUCGAGGAGCCUGAAAAUGCUUUUGGCUUGCCUGAAACGGAGUUCCUCACUGUGYUGCAGUGUAUAGUGCAGGGAAUGAAUCACCUGCGAGAAAAUGGAGUGGUGCAUCGAGACAUUAAGCCAGGGAACAUCAUGCGGAAAGUCGGCGAGGACGGCAAAUCUGUUUACAAACUGACAGACUUCGGAGCGGCGAGAGAGCUGGACGAUGAUGAGAAGUUUGUGUCUAUUUAUGGAACUGAGGAGUAUUUGCACCCAGACAUGUACGAACGGGCCGUGCUGCGGAAGCCUCAACAUAAAUCUUACGGCGUCAGCGUUGACCUGUGGAGCAUCGGUGUGACAUUGUACCAUUCCGCCGUGGGGACUCUUCCCUUCACACCSUUUGAAGGACCUCGCAAGAACAAGCCCACCAUGUUCAAGAUCACUACAGAGAAACCGAUGGGGGCAAUAGCAGGCAUACAGCGAGUGGAGGGUGGGCAGAUAGAGUGGAGUUACCACCUGCCUCACAGCUGCCAACUCUCACAGGGUCUGAAAGUGCUGCUGGUUCCGGUACUCGCGGGCAUAAUGGAGGCYGACCAGGAGAGGUGUUGGGGCUUCGAACAGUUCUUCAAAGCUACGACAGAUAUUUUGCAGCGACAGCCAGUCCAUGUCUUCUCUCUGCAGCAUGCCAUGGCUCACUGUAUUUACACACACCACUACAAGACAGUGUCUGUGUUCCUGGAAGAGGUGGCGUCUCAGACUGGGGUUGGGCUCCAGCAGCAGCGCCUCAUGUACCUGGGUCACGACCUGCCCCUGGAGGCCAACAUGAAGGUGGUCAACCUACCGUGCACUUUAUCUUCUCAGCCCCUCGUCCUGCUCAGCUACGCUCCAGGAUCCAACAGCAGCCUSGCCUUCAGAGAACCGGAGAUUCCUGCCAUUCCACCCAGGUUUGAUGUUGUAGCAGAUUACAGUUUCUCCAAGAGCACCUUAUUCCUCUGAAAGUCCAGGACCAGCUAAUACCAGUCAAAAACUGCAGGUGGUUCAUCAGAACCUGCCGGCUUACGGCGCUGGGAUCCAGGAGUUUCAGAACCGACUGGAGCGUCUUCAGAUAGAACAGGCCAAGCUGGCAGAAACUCAGGCUAAUGACAAGAGCUGUCAGAAGAUGGAGAUCCUGCUUCAGAAGAUCACAACGAUUCAUCAGCAGUUCCGAAAAGACAGAGUGACUGGCAAGCUGCUCUAUAACGAUGAGCAAAUCCACAAGUUUGAAAAAAUCCACUUGUCCUCCCACAUCAAGCGAGUAAAGUUCCUCUUCAGGGAAGAAUGUGUGCAGAGAUAUAAAGAGCUCUUGGCUUCAACAAGGACGUGGAGCAGCAUUAUCCUGGGUAUACAGACGCAGCUGCAGGACUUCCGUUCGUUCUCCACAGGCUUGAUGGCAGAUUUGGAAAUGAAUGAGCAACACCAGAAUAAUGCUAUGGACAGAAUCCUUCACACUCUGCAGCUUCAGAGAGUCGAGCAGCAGCCAGGGGGCGUAACAAACGGCAAGGAGYCGAUGGUCUCCAGGAUGCACCAUUUGAGAGAGGAAAUGGAGCUUUUGGUGCGAGAGUUACAGUGCAACAACAGCAUUAUUGAAAGCCUUGGAGCUGUGAACCCUGCAGCAGCUCUGGAGCCGGGUUCAGACAGACCCUGCACUCUGUGACACAGAUGUACCAAAAUGGCGUUGGGGGUUCCUGGGACUGUCGGCCCGUUUUACCAGCCACAGACGAACAGUCUCCACGGGUGGAUGUGCUGCUCUGUUAUGCAAAGAGUUUAAAACCAUUCUAAUGUGAAUCUCAAGUUGAUGCGCAGAAACUGGGAUAGGCCAGAUGGAUUUUCAGUGUGUGUGUGUGUGUGUGUAUGUGUGGGUGUGUGCUGCUGACAGAACAACAACUCAAUACAAACCUCAUUAAAGCCUUUUGUGUUAUUGUAUUUUUAAUAGACCUGCCAUAGUUAUGGAUAGUGGAUGAAUCCGAACUGAUGCCCAGUCAGCUGGACUGUUUCACUGGUUGCAUUUCCUGUUUUUCCAUACUGCCACCAUGAGUGCAUUUCCCUGAAUGCUGGUGUUUGAGUGUUUUUACUCUUAACUCUGAUUCUGAUCUCAUUAUGGAGGCAGUAUGACCAAAGGAAUCUGUGUUUGUUUUCUUUACCUGUUAACGAUUAUUCAGAAAAAUCCUGAUUUCAAAUGACUUGAGCUCAUCAUCUCAGCUGUGACUGUAUCACCUACUGUGUUCACAAGAUAAAAUAAAGUGAUGUUUUUAAAAAGGGAUUGAUUUUGUGAGAUAAAUCCAGCCCACAAAGGGUAAAGUGCAAAUACUGUCAGCUGAGUCCGAUAAGUAGACUUCGGGCCUGUCUCUAGACGUAAACAGGAUCUGAUCGAAGUUUCUGUUUUUUUUUCCCAAGUGGCUCCUUCAGUUUUAGAGUUUCUGAUUAAACACUUUGAAGCUGCAUUUGCAUUCUGUUUUGACAUUUCAUUUAAAUAACAAGUUCUGUUUCUUUUUCUUUGCCCUGUAAUUUUUGCUUCCUCUUACAAGAGAAUGACCACAACAAGGGAAACUACAGUCCACACUUCUCUCUGUUUUUUUCUUCUGUUUUGUUUUUCUGACAGUCACACAUUUCAGCGACAAUAAACCAAUUUAACAUGUAGAAAUAAUGACACUGUGUGGGGGAAGUCCGAGGCUUUAUUUGKUUUUAAUAAAAGGGUAGCCCAGUGCUACGCUGAAUGAA